CGCUUACGAACCCUAGUGUAUUUAUUUAUUUUUUAAAUAAUUCCUGUUUAAUAAAUAGUUGGUUUUAAUAUUUACAAUCUCAGGAAUUGACGAGUAAAUAAAAAAAAAUGUCUAACGACAACGAAAGACGUGCUAAAAGACGACGUCUUGAUACCUCAUCUUCUUCAGAAUCUGACGAGCCUUUGGACAUCAAUCUACCAGCAAACUUGUCCCCAUUUCAAAAAGCGUGGAUAAUGAAUGAUAAAUCGCUUCUACGAGUUGACUCACUUGCAGAAGCUGUUAAACAUAAAGAUAUCGUGCAUAUUAAAUAUAUCGUAAACUUAAACUUGAUCGUCGACGCCGUAGACUCAACAGGUCUCACACCACUUGAACUUGCCAUUGACGAAAAAUACCUACCGGGAAUAAAGCUUUUGCUGGCGUAUCGUGCCAAGAAACUUAGCAGAUAUCAAUCCAUAAGGUCAUGGAGACAGUGGCAAAGUUCGCUCCGCUCUAUACUAUCAAAAGAAUGGGCAUUAACAGAAGGCCUGGACGUCGUUAAACGACAGUUUUUAAAUGAAAUGAACAAAAGUUUACGUAUAUGGGGUGGGCCAAAUGCCGAGGAAUUGACGCAAGAAGAUCUAAACAACUACUCAAUCAACCAGCUAACAAAUAGCGACUGCAGCGACAGAGAUAUGGCCAUAAUACUGAAUAAGUACGCGGCCUCCAAUCAACGUGAAGAUGAAGCUAUACUUUAUUCAGCAAUCGUGAAUAGAAAUAUAGAAAUAGUUAAAUAUUUGUUGGAGAUGGAUGCAGAUGUAAGUCUCACGGCAGCUUACACACAUGGUAACUACGGUGGAUUAACUGCCUUGGACGUCGCCAUAGAACUGGGGCUAGAAGACAUCAUCCAGCUUCUACUGGAUCACGAAAGCUGUGACGUCAAUGCCACAGCAGAGUCCGGGUUGACGCCUCUUCAUUUUGCAGCAUUGACGAAUAAUUUUAAAAUCGCGAAAAAAUUGAUAAGCAAAAAUGCAACGAUAGAUGUGUGCUCUACAUAUCAAUCUGUUCGCAAGCCAACAAUUAAGAUCAAAGUACACAGUGAUAUGAAACGUCUGAAUGGUGUGACUGCUUUGCAAGUUGCCGCGAUAGCUAAUAGUUUAGAGAUGGUUAAACUAUUAGUAGAUCAUGGUGCUGAUGUCAAUGCUCAUUGCAAAAACCGGGGUGAUGGAUACUCGGCAUUGCAUUAUGCAGCAAUGAAUAAUAACAGUGCAAUGAUUGAGUUUUUACUGAGCAAGGGUGCUCGGGUUGAUAUCAAGUCAAAUAAUGAAAAGACAAUUCUACAUUUUGCUAUUGGUACCAAAGACAAAGAUAUUGUUAAACGUUUGUUAGAUGCUGGCGCUGAUGUGAACAUCAAAAGUAAUACGAAUUAUUUUGAUGGUAUUACGCCGCUUCUUGAAGCCGUGAGGCUCAAUUUGAAAGAGAUUGUGUCGAUGUUGAUUGAAAUGGGUCCUGAUAUAAAUGCCACGGCUGAACGUAAGUUGACUUCGACAUGCGUAAAUGUAAUCGACAUGACUCUUGGGGAACUCGAUCCCGAUAUGCUCCAGCUGAUGUUGAAUAUGGGAGCAGAUGUCAGUAACGCUGAAUUUCGUAGAUAUUGUUUUCGUUACACGGAUAUAUUUCUAAAGUAUCUAGAGAAAUUCAGGGUUUCUAAGCUUUUCGAUAACGAGAGGCUUACCAAGUGGGUUGAGUUUAAAAAAAUAAAAGACGAGGAUUUAAGGAAUGAACGCCAAGCUCAAGUGAUGAAAAUGGGAGCAGAAGAAAUUGAGGAUCGUUAUAUUCGUUUUUACGAUUUGCUGCUUAAAAAUGUUGAUGAGAUGGCGAUGUAUACAGAUAAUGAGAUUAUUAAGAAAGCUUUAGAGCCAGACGUGUAUGGGCUCUCGAAGGACGAGAAGAUAUUGACAAGGAAUUUUAAGAAGGAAUACAAGCGCUAUCAGAUGCAGAAAGAAGUUGAGAAGGUGUUGGGAAGUAUUAUUGAUUUGCCUUAUCCAUGCCUGAAAAAAAUCCUCACGUAUUUUAGCUACGAUGAUUUAUUCGAGAAUUUAGGAAGACCCAAAAGGUUCAAGUUAGCAAGAAGCAUUGUUCCUCUCAGGCGCGAAAGUUUUAUCGUCAGGACCGCUAGAGAAAUGAGUCGUCAACGGAGGCGAUCAAUGCCGUUCUACAGAUUUCCUGGCAUACUAUAGCUGCACCAAAAGUUUAUUUAUUAUUUAUAUUUAUUAUAUUCAUGACCUGUUUAAAGAGAGUAAAUCGUUGUUUCUUAAACUCGUAAAAAUUUAAACUUAGAUGCAGAUCUCGUUAAAAAUUGCAUACAGGACGCGAAAGAAGGUUGAACAUUUCAAUCCGCGUGUUUGCCACCCUCGCCUUCGGGUUUUAAUGUCCUACGUUCCUUCCUUGGUGUGUAAUAUACCAUUCUGUCCAGUAACUCAAGGCAUUCGUAAUUUCCCUGAUUAAACGAAACGAUUCGAAACGAUUUGCAAUGUCAAAUGUCCAUGGGAAGGGCGAUUCAAAAGUAUUCAAAGGCAUUAAAAAGUAUUUAGAAUUUUUUUUUUCUAAUCGUUUUAAAUUAUUUCGUUUAAUAAGGGUUAAACUCGGAUACUUGCCAUUUGUGUAAUAAUAAUUUUAGACCAUUAAUUUUAUUUGCGUAAAUGACAGUUUGGACUUUGUAAUUAAAUGCC
Microplitis demolitor is the source of this 2708-nucleotide messenger RNA. Its product is annotated as putative ankyrin repeat protein RF_0381. The coding region runs from base 108 to 2216 and encodes 702 amino acids. Gene Ontology annotation, molecular function: protein binding. Gene Ontology annotation, cellular component: cytoplasm; nucleus. Lineage: Eukaryota; Metazoa; Arthropoda; Insecta; Hymenoptera; Braconidae. The transcript is spliced from 2 exons. The record is from RefSeq and is a predicted model, not a curated record.